AUGGGUCAUUCUAACUCAUAUAUGCUAUACAUUGUUCUUUUUGUUUUACCUUACUCUGCACUUUCUCAAGGCAACGGAAUCAUAUCAGUAGGCUCGUCUAUAACAGAUGCAGACAAAUCCAUAUCGUGGUAUUCACCUUCUGGUGAUUUUGCAUUCGGGUUUCUGAAAGUCCUGGAAAAGGAUCAGUUCUUGUUAUCCAUUUGGUAUGCUAAAAUUCCUGACAAAACUACCGUCUGGUAUGUAAAUGAUGGCACUACCGUCCCUGCUGGUUCCAAAGUGCAGCUGACUGAUGACCGUGGAUUAGUCCUCACUGAUACUCAAGGCAAGGAGCUAUGGAAAUCUGAGCCAUACUCUGGUAUUGCUUCCAAUGGCGUUUUUAAAGAUACAGGAAAUUUUGUGAUUGUAGGGAGUGAUUCUACAAUCCUAUGGGAUACCUUUAGCAAUCCUACUGAUACCCUUUUGCCCACUCAGACUCUGGAGGUAUAUGGCACGCUUUACUCUCACCUGACUGAAAAUAACUUCUCUAGAGGAAGAUUUCAGUUACGGUUACUUAAUGAUGGGAAUCUUGUGCUAAAUACCAGAGAUGUAAUUUCUAAUAAUCCCUACGAUACGUACUAUAGUAGUGAUACUGCUGAUACAAUUCCAAGUAACCGCGGCUACCAGGUAAAAUUUAACGAGACGGGCUAUAUUUAUAUUUUGGGCAGCAAUGGUGCUAUAGUUAAAAUUAUUACAAACAGAGCAGUUCCAUCAACAGGUUACUAUCAUAGAGCAACUCUGAACAUUGAUGGUGUUCUUGUCCAGUAUUAUCACCCCAAGGUUUUCUCUGGUGCAUCUAAGUGGACUACUGUUCUGCAAAUCCCUGACAACAUAUGCCUUGCUAUUCUUGGUAACCUUGGAAGUGGAGCUUGUGGAUUUAAUAACGUCUGCAGUCUUGACGAUGCUGGAAGAGCGGUUUGUGAAUGCCCAGAGAGUUAUUCACUACUUGAUCCAAAUGAUAAACGGGGAAGUUGCAAGCCAAACUAUACCCAAAACUGUGAUCACAGUGGUUCUAGUGAAGAUCUAUAUGAUUUUGUGGAGGUCAUUGACACAGACUGGCCACUUUCGGAUUAUGAGCAGCUGAAGCCUGUUACUGAAUUGGAGUGUAAAAGACAGUGUUUAGAUGAUUGUUUUUGUGCUGUUGCAAUUUAUCUAGAUGACCAAGGUAGCUGUUGGAAGAAGAAGCUACCUCUCUCAAAUGGGAGGAAAGACAAGAGUGUUAACCGCAAGGGGUUUCUUAAAUUUAACAAAGUACAUUGA
This is a messenger RNA of Daucus carota subsp. sativus, 1296 nucleotides long. Its product is annotated as G-type lectin S-receptor-like serine/threonine-protein kinase LECRK3. NCBI's taxonomy places the organism in Eukaryota, Viridiplantae, Streptophyta, Magnoliopsida, Apiales, Apiaceae. The transcript has a single exon. The coding region runs from base 1 to 1296 and encodes 431 amino acids. The record is from RefSeq and is a predicted model, not a curated record.